GAAGUGAAAUCAAAUGCAGAGAAAUACGAUUCCUGGUUUUUGAUUUCCUGCAUUUGGAUUCCCGUAAGAAAUAGCAUUCUGGUAUUUCGCGACUGAGAGUAGCGAUGGAGAUCACGAAAAAGCCAAGAGAGCAUAUUGAGUAUAUUAGGAGAGAGACAUUCUCCAUGGGAGGAAAACCAAAUCCUCUAGCGGGAGCUUUACAUCAGGCCGUAAAUUAUCUGUCCGCCGAGCUGUAUGCUAAAGACGUCCAUUUCCUCAUGGAGCUCAUUCAGAACGCCGAAGAUAAUGAGUAUUUAUCUGAUGUGGAUCCGUCUCUGGAGUUCGUUAUCACAUCAAAAGACAUCACAGCAACCGGUGCCGCCUCGACUCUACUUAUAUUCAACAAUGAAAGAGGCUUCUCUGAGAAGAACAUCGACUCCAUAUGCAAUGUUGGAGGAUCGACAAAGAAAGGGAAGAGGCAAUGUGGAUAUAUUGGAGAGAAAGGUAUCGGAUUCAAGAGUGUAUUCCUCAUUACCAGCCAGCCUUAUAUUUUCAGCAAUGGGUAUCAGAUAAGGUUCAAUGAAAACCCACAUCCAGACUGCGAUCUUGGAUUCAUUGUCCCUGAAUGGGUGGACGAGAACCCAACUCUUUCCGACAUACAAAAAAUAUAUGGCUCUGAUAAAGUCCUUCCAACGACGAUUAUAGUCCUGCCAUUGAAGUGUGAAAAGGUAAAUGCUGUGAAGCAACAGCUUUCAAGCAUGCACCCUGAGCUCCUCUUGUUUCUUUCAAAAAUCAAGCAGCUUAGUGUCAGGGAAGACAACGAUGAUCCUCGGCUCAAUACAGUUGGUGCCAUCUCUAUUUCGAGUGAAACCGACUUCAAGAGGAGGAAGAGCAUCCAUGCAGAGUCCUGCACUCUCCAGAUCUCUGCUAAAGAUCCCUGCAAACAGAAAGGGAAUGAAUGCACUUACCAUAUGUGGAAGCAAAGGUUCCCAGUUAAAUUGGAAAACCAAUUUGAGAGGAGGAAGGAAGUUGAGGAAUGGGUGAUCACACUAGCAUUUCCCUUCGGCGAACGCCUCGAUCGAGGGAUGGGAAUGCCUGGCAUUUAUGCAUUUCUACCGACAGAGAUGGUCACAAACUUUCCAUUCAUAAUUCAGGCAGAUUUUGUUCUAGCAUCAUCAAGAGAAACCAUACUCUUGGAUAAUGCGUGGAACAAAAGCAUUCUUGAUUGUGUGACCUCUGCUUUCAUCAAUGCUUCCAUCUCUCUAGUGAAAGAAACAGGCAACACACCCACAUCUUCCCUCGUGCCGAUAUUUAAGUUCUUGCCAGUAAAAAGCUCUUCAUUCAAGGAGCUGAACACCGUGCGAGAGGCAAUAAGAGCGAAGGUGGUCACAGAGAAUAUCAUACCAUGCGAGUCAUACACAGAGCAACAGCUAUUCCGCAAGCCCAGUGAAGUGGGCAGACUAAUGCCUGCAUUCUGGGAUAUCUUGAUCAAGGCAAGGGAGCAAGGUGUGAGCUUCCAGAAUCGUUCAUCCCAUGGGACCUACAUUCUGAACUCAGCAUUCGAUCAGGCAGAAUAUGACGAUGUCCUGGUUUUCUUGGGUGUGGGAUCCAUCAGCAAUGAAUGGUAUGCGGAAUGCAUCAAGAGCUCAAAUCUAGUACUGGGCGUUUCUGAGGAUCUUUAUAUGGAGCUGCUAUCCUUUUUCGCAGACAAUUGGAACAUUUUCAGGGAGAGUGAUAUCAGUAAUAUACCCCUUUUGAAAUACGUUGAUUGGAACUGCAUGCAAUCCUUGUCGAGCAUCAACAAUGCAACCACCAAGCAUGGAAAUACAAUAUGUUUUUCAUCCGAAGCUAAUCAUGUUUCGUGGCUUAUCAAAUGGAACCAGGAAUUCCGAUGUGCCGCGCACCGCUUCUUCUUCCCAGAAGACACACAUGAGGCUUUGAGAUUGUCUCCAAAGAGGGAAACAAUACGGGAAUGGCUUCGGCAGUAUGCUAGUGUGGACAGUCUGACUGUAUCCGAAUAUGGCGAUCUUCUCGUCAAUGCAGUGAUGAAUGAUAGAAAGCUUGUUAUAGCUUUUACCCACUUCUUAUAUCACUCCCUCUCAGAGAAAUACUUGUCAGUUCAGGAAGUCUCUCAGCUAUGUGCUAAAAUGCCGCUUGUAGAUAACUACGGCGAGGUGACUGCACGAAGGAGGCAAGUUCUCGUCCCUGCCAAUGGCAGCAAGUGGGUUAGAUUAUUGGGUUCUAACCCAUGGAGAGGAGAGAGCUACGUUGAACUGGGUGAAGAUUAUACCUGGGAUGGCGAUUUUGCAGGUCUGCAUUCAUCCAAGAAACAGCUGAUGAAGUUCAUGGAGGAUUACGCUCAAGCUUCUGACAUACCGGGUCUCUGUCCUCCUGAUGCUUCUUUUCCUACUGAAUCAUCUCCGCUGACGAAAGAAAACACAUUUCUGCUUUUGGAAUGGAUUCGGAAUUUGAAAUAUAAGGGGGUGGAGAUGCCCAGUAGUUUCUUGCAAUGCAUCAAGGAGGGGAGUUGGCUGAAUACCUCUAUCGGUUACAAUCCUCCCUCGGAGACAUUCCUAUCGAGCUCUGACUGGGGAAGCCUACUUCAGAUGGGGUCUGUGCUGGUUGAUAUCCCCUUGAUCAACCAGAAAUUCUAUGACAACAGGAUCAGUGACUACAGGGAAGAGCUGAGAACAAUUGGUGUGAUGUUUGAGUAUGGCGAAGCGUGCAGGUACAUUGGUAAACGUCUCAUGAAGCUAGCCAGUUCUACCAAGCUAACGAGUGCGAACGUGCUGUCGAUGUUGCAGCUAAUAAAGUUCAUGCGAGAGAGGAUUCUGUCACCAGAGGAAUUCAUCAAGAGCAUCAAAGACGGUCGUUGGCUACGGACCAAUCAUGGUGACAGAUCUCCAGUUGGGUCUAUUUUAUAUGGGCCUGAAUGGAAAACUGUGUUGGAGAUCAGCAAUCCGCCAUUCAUCGAUGAAAAAUACUACAGCAACAAUAUAAAAUGCUAUGAAGAAGAGCUUCAGCUGCUUGGGGUUGUGGUUGGCUUUGAUGCAAAUUACCACAUGGAAAUCGUGGCGAGCAACUUCAAAUUGCCUGCUUCUUUACCUUCUCUGUCAGCGGAUAGCAUUCUUUUGAUAUUGGAGUGCGUUAGGAAUUCAAGAUUGUCUGACCAGAUCAAAAGUAAGCUUAAAGAUGAGAGAUGGGUAAAGACCAAUCUCGGUUACCAGUCACCAGACAAUUCUUUCUUCUUUGAUCCCAAAUGGGAAUGCCUUUUGAAGGUUGUCAAUGGAAUUCCGUUGAUUGAUGAAGGAUUUUAUGGGAGCCGGAUCCGCUCAUACAAGGAUGAGUUGAAAGAGGCCGGGGUAGUUGUCACGCUACAAGGAGUGUCUGAGGCAGUCACCCGUCGUUUUCAAGAGCUUGUUAAGACGUCUUCCAUCAGAAAAGAAAAUGUGCUAGCACUGCUGGCAUGUUACCGUCACUUUAAUGAAGCAAAACGUAGCUUCCCCAAAGAGCUAUUAGACUGCAUGCUCAAAGAAAAAUGGCUGCAGACCCGCUUCCUUGGCUUUAAAUCUCCACAGGAAUCAAUACUGUUUGAUGUGGAAUGGGAAUCUAUCUGUCCAAUUUCGAUCCUUCCUUUCAUCGACGACAGUGACGCGUGCUAUGGAAAAGACAUCCAUGAAUACAGAAAUGAGUUGAAGGAUUUUGGUGUUGUAGUAAAAUUUGAAGAUGGAUUGAGGUUCGUAGCUGCCGGUCUCAGUAUCCAAAACCCAGACGGAAUAACUCCUGCAAGUGUGCUGUCGCUGCUGAAAUGCAUCAAGAACUUACUGGAGCACAGCAGCACCUUACCAAAGGAGUUCAUGCGGCGUAUCGAUAAGAAGUGGCUGAAGACCCAUAUGGGCUAUCGAUCGCCAAGCGAAUGUAUGCUGUUCGAUUCGAAGUGGGGUUCUCUAGAACGUGAAGAUGGGCCAUUCAUUGAUGAAGCUUUUUAUGGGACCGAAAUCGCAUCAUAUCGAAAAGAGCUCAAUGCGAUUGGAGUGACUGUGGAUGGUGAAAGUGGCUGCCCAUUGCUUGCAGGCCACCUUAGUUGCCAUUCUCAAUCAGCAGUGAUAACUAGAAUCUACGAGUACUUGAGCAGAUUCAACUGGGUCCCAGACAAUAAGGAAGCUAGGUGGAUUUGGAUACCGAAUGGAAGCGACAAGGGCGAAUGGGUGGGUCCGAAAGCCUGUGUCAUUCAUGACAAGGAUAAUCUCUUCGGCUCACGGUUGAAGGUUUUGGACAAGUAUUACACGAAAGAUAUACUUGGCUUCUUCUCCAUGAUUCUCGGAGUAAGCUCAAAUCCGACUGUCGAAGAUUACUGCAGUCUGUGGAGUGAUUGGGAAAAAACAGACCGCAAAAUGGUGUACAAGGAGUGCUGUUCUUUCUGGGCAUUUGUGGCGAAGCAUUGGAAUCCAAAGGGGGAGCUUCUCUCGAGCAGCAUCUCCAAGGUGCCUGUGAAGACGGCUUCUGAGGGAAUUGGUCUAGUCAAUAAGCAAGACGCUUUCAUUCCUGACGACCUGCAAUUGAAGGAUCUUUUCGAGGAGGCUUCUCAAGAACCAAUAUUUGUCUGGUAUCCUCAACCGAGCUGGCCUUCUCUGUCUCGUGAUAAGCUCAACAAGAUCUACAGCAGCAUUGGGGUCCGAACUAUUUCAGAAUCUGUUACUAAGGAUGAAGAUUUCGCAUCGAACAUGCUCGAAUUCAAGAAGUUAGAUCAGAAAUAUGAGAUGCUCCAGAAUGGGUUGUUCCAAAUUGCACUUGGGUUUCUCUCAGAUCCUUCAUUUGAGAUGCCCAUGGACGCGAGGCAUCAGAAGGUGAAAAGCCUCCUCGGCGUCGAACUCUUUGUUUCGGAGGAACCCAUUACAGUAAGCUACAACCUGAUACUUUGUGCAGGAAAUAUCAUCAAAGCAAAAGCUGCAAGAAUGAUUCGUUGGGAUAGGGAAGCUUCAAAGCUGUUUGUUCAGAAGAUUUCCUGCAACAAAUCCGACAUCAAAUUCGCGACGUAUUUCUCUGAAGUGAUAGCAGAAGGGCUGUUAUGGGAGGAGCCUGAUCGCAUUCCAGGCCUCUGCGAGCUUAUCAAGAUCGGGUGCUUGUUGGAGUUUGAGGAGGAGGCGAUUGAGUUCUUGUUGAAGACUAAGAAUCUGCAGGUUUUCAUCGUGGAUGAGGAGUUCCUCAAAUCUGCACUCUCAUCUGCAUAGAAGCUUAUGAAGCAUUGUUUGUGCUGAAACUCUUUGUUUUUUGUUUGGAUGAUUUGAAGCUUGUAUUUUUCUGUUUUCUUUUUGUUUGGAUUUUCAAGCUUUUAUUGUGUUGGUGUUUAUGUUAGUUAGUGGAAGUUAGUUUCUGCUGGAAAUUCUUCUGGUUUGGUCGAGACAAAGAUGAGCUAUAUUCCAGUACAAA
Magnolia sinica is the source of this 5409-nucleotide messenger RNA. RefSeq lists its product as uncharacterized. The record is from RefSeq and is a predicted model, not a curated record. Bases 105 to 5210 code for a protein of 1701 amino acids. Lineage: Eukaryota; Viridiplantae; Streptophyta; Magnoliopsida; Magnoliales; Magnoliaceae. The transcript has 3 exons.